AUGGACGACUAUACUAUAAACCAACAUCAUUCCCUAUCCCCCGAAGCCGCUCCAGAGCUACACCUAACAAUCCGCUUCUCCGCCUCUAUCCCUGACGUCCAACUCGACAUCCCCAGUCCAUCAACCACAACGGUCGCAGGCCUCAAACAACUAAUCCGAGCCCAUUUACCGUCUGACCUUGCCAAUAGGAGGAUAAGACUAAUCUAUUCCGGCCGCGGACUGGAAGAUGCUUCUUCACUACGAACGGCCCUAAAAUUGCCCUCGCGGACGAGCACGCCGUCAUCCACCACAGAUGUCGAAGAUGGAUUGUCAUCCUCGAAGGAUAAGAAGGGAAAGGCUGUGGUGCGCGAUGCGAUGCCAUCCGACGUGCCGCGGGUCUAUGUGCAUUGCUCUAUUGGGGAUAUCGUCUUAUCUGCAGCAGACCUGAGCGCUGAAGCUGCUAUGGCAUCGACAUUCCUCGUUCAACAGCAGCAACAACAGGAUUCAACAAGUUCGUUGACAGUAAAAGAACGAACCGAGGAGCAAGAUGUAGAGGAUCUGGCAACGACUACCCCUGCACCAAGGGGAUUUGAUCGUUUACUCUCCGCAGGAUUCACGCCGAGUGAAGUUGCCGCCUUGAGGUCUCAAUUCAUGGCUCUACAAUCUAUCAAUCAUACCCCCGACGCCAUGCCUACAGGCGAUGAACUCCGCGAGUUAGAAGAUCGAUGGAUGGACGAAGGAUCGUCGGCAGAUGGGGCAGGUGUCGGUUUAACCUUUGCCGGUGGCGGCGGUGGAGGAACUGGCGGCGACGAAGGAGGAGGAGGGUUUGGCUCCUCAUCAAACAGCGCGCUGGAUGAUAUGUUAUGGGGCGCCGUGAUGGGCUUCUUCUGGCCGAUCGGGUGCGCGAUGUGGUUGAGGCGCGAGGAAGGGGUCUGGAGUUGGCGGAAGGGGUUGGCGGUGUUUGUUGGGGUGGUGAUUAAUCUCGUUUCUGGAGCAGUGAGGGUAAUGAAUUGA
Molecule: messenger RNA, 993 nt
Organism: Talaromyces marneffei
Lineage: Eukaryota; Fungi; Ascomycota; Eurotiomycetes; Eurotiales; Trichocomaceae
Exons: 1
Coding region: 1-993 (330 amino acids)
Biological process (GO): protein processing
Cellular component (GO): endoplasmic reticulum; Dsc E3 ubiquitin ligase complex
Molecular function (GO): protein binding
Source: RefSeq, a predicted model, not a curated record